AGUUGUGAUACUGCCUUUAUCUGUCGCGCAUGCGGUCAGUACACAUCAUGUAACACGUGAAAAAUUUUGUGUGGCUGUACCUAAUUUUAAGGCUGCCGAUUUUGGGUGAAGAUAUAAAAUGAGACCACUGACGGAGGAGGAAACUAAGCUUGUUUUUGAGAAGCUGUCAAAGUAUAUUGGGGAGAACAUCAGGCUGUUGAUUGACAGACCAGAUGGUGCGUACUGUUUUAGGUUACACAAGGAACGAAUCUACUAUGUCAGCCAAGACAUCAUGAAGCGAGCAGCCAGUGUGAGUAGGAAGCAGCUAGUCAGCAUGGGCACCUGUUUUGGGAAGCUCACAAAGACCAUGAAGUUUCACCUCCACAUCACAGCUUUAGAUUUUCUGGCUCCGUAUGCAAAGUACAAGGUGUGGGUGAAGCCAGGCUCGGAGCAGUCGUUCUUGUACGGCAAUCACAUCUUGAAGUCCGGCCUGGGGCGGAUCACAGAGAAUGCCGGACGGUACCAGGGAGUGGUGGUCUACUCCAUGAGUGAUAUCCCGUUGGGCUUUGGGGUAGCAGCCAAGUCAACCCAGGAGUGCCGGCACGCAGACCCAACGACGAUUGUCGUCUUCCACCAAGCCGACAUUGGACAGUACCUCCGGAAUGAGGACACUCUUGUCUGACACCCACGGUAUCCAACGGACACAGACUUGUGCUAAAUGAAAGGGACUAUGGGCUAUCCCACAUAUACAACUCUCUCCUGGAAAUUCCCAGCGUCCUGUGUUUUGACUUACAGCGUAUUAUGUUAGCACAAGAAUGGGCUUGCGUGUGCUCAUGCGGUGGUCACCAGCAUCUCAUUGAAGUUUGUCAGCUUCGACUGCAAGGCUUGCAUGAAUUGCUGGAUCAGUCUUUAAUAGACUAUCCUGGAAAUGCACCGACGACAAAGUCUUACAGUUUCCUGCCAGAUGGAGAACCGUUUCUAGGAGAAAACUGUAGAAUGAAAAUUAUCCAACUUUAUUUUUUCUCUUUCCAUCAGCAAUGUCACUGUUGUCUUCAUAAAAUGAGGUCCCAAAUAUCUUCUAAAUUUGGCUCAUAUGUUUAAGUCAAUCACCCAUAAACCGUUGUUCAAAAAAUUAACUUGGAAAAUGCUGAACUUUGAAAAACCUGAGUGCUACUUUAAAAAUACAUCGGCCUGUUUCUCUGUGUUGAUUUGAUGGCUAAGUCUGAAUCAACAAACAUCAACUUGCACUUCUGAUCAAGUUGAUCAGAAUCAACGUGCCAUUAGCCCUCCCAAUUAAAGGCCGCAGCUUUCUGAUUUUUUUAGUUGAAUGAUUGAUCAUCUCUUUCUCUCUUGAUGACAUUUUUGAUGUAUUCCAGUCACUUCUUGUGCGCUCAUUUUGUAAGAAAAGUUUUAUAAUUAACAAUGAAUGAGCGGUCAGACCUGAGAUCGUCAAAUUGGUAUAUUUUUCACUGACGCAAUUUCAGACCAUCGGACAAAGAGGACCAGUCUCUGUUUUCGUCAGAUCUCUUUCAAGGCAGAGUCUUUUGUAAGGAGAGUUUGAACACACAGUGCUCAUUUCACACUUUGAUCAAUAUCAAAUAAUUGUAGCUAUAUGUCAGUAGCAUAAAAAUGGCCUUUCGCUAAACUGGUAAAGCACAAAGGAAACAGAAAUGUUUUAUGUUAAAAUAUUUUUAAAGGUAAAUAGAAAUCUUUCACAUAAAGAUUGUUUUUAUGUGUCAGAAGGGGUAAGUUGAUACCUUUCUUCAGGGAAACGUGAUAUUUUGUUCAGAACCAUUUCUAUUUUCUUUAGAUGCAAGACCUGGAAAAUUUUUACAUUAUCACACUUUUCAUCUUCCUCCGUAUUUUUGAUCAUGCAUCAUUAAAACAAAUAGUGGGGUCAAGGGAUUGCACCCAUCACUUAA
Messenger RNA from Acanthaster planci (crown-of-thorns starfish), 1901 nucleotides. RefSeq names its product 60S ribosome subunit biogenesis protein NIP7 homolog. Gene Ontology annotation, molecular function: RNA binding. The record is from RefSeq and is a predicted model, not a curated record. Gene Ontology annotation, biological process: ribosome assembly. Gene Ontology annotation, cellular component: nucleus. NCBI's taxonomy places the organism in Eukaryota, Metazoa, Echinodermata, Asteroidea, Valvatida, Acanthasteridae.